Molecule: messenger RNA, 1994 nt
Organism: Xiphias gladius (swordfish)
Lineage: Eukaryota; Metazoa; Chordata; Actinopteri; Istiophoriformes; Xiphiidae
Gene: nkx6-3
Product: NK6 homeobox 3
Exons: 3
Coding region: 413-1228 (271 amino acids)
Biological process (GO): cell differentiation; regulation of transcription by RNA polymerase II
Cellular component (GO): nucleus
Molecular function (GO): DNA-binding transcription factor activity, RNA polymerase II-specific; RNA polymerase II cis-regulatory region sequence-specific DNA binding
Source: RefSeq, a predicted model, not a curated record
CUCCAUUUCCAGAUACUGCUUAUUUAUGAUUUCUGAGGAGAGAGCCGGCAGGAGGCAUAUGUCUUUAGGAGAACACUAAAAUCUGUGUCCAGAGGGCUCAACCAGAACUUUCGAUAUGGAGCUAUCGCAAGCCAUGCUGUGGCUGAGGAGAGGUGAAAGGCGAGAGUGAAGAGUUUUAUCCACUGCUACGCCGCUUCUGAUGUGGUAGCAACUUUGGCACACACCAGGGACUUUGUGAAAAUUGCUAUUGGUGCUCUUUAUUAUUCGAAUAUCUGGUGACGGUGGGUGGGAUCCCAGAUCCAGACAUCACCCGUGGGUGAGAGAACUCCUCGCGGGCCCAUCACAGGUCUUUUCCUGCCUGGAUCCUGCUGGAUGUGUUACUGAGACCUGGAGGCAGAGUUACAAACUUCCCAUGGAUCCCAACAUCCAGGGGUCUUUCCUGUUCAAUAACAGCCUGAACCAAUUCCCCUCAGACCUCAAGGCACCGGUGUGUCAGUAUUCAGUGCCCAACUCUUUCUACAAGCUCAACCCGGCCCUGAACAGCCAGCUGCAGGCAGGGACGCCUCACGGCAUCAGCGACAUCCUGAGUCGCUCCAUGGUAGGGGUGGGCUCCACGGGUACCACCACCCUGCUGUCGGGAUACUCAUCCAUGGGGGGAUUCGGCCCCUCCGUCACCAGCACGUCCAUGUACUAUAACCGAGACUACAACUCCUCACUGGGCAGCUUCUCCAAGCCGGGCGCCGAGUGCCCCAUGAAGGCUCGCAGUGUGAGCUGCUGGGCAGAGGGCAGCUGUGACUGGAGAGGAGGGAGGCAGCAGUGCACCAACAGCAGUGGUCCUCUCGUGGAGCUGUCCGGCAGGAAGAAACACACCAGACCAACAUUUAGUGGACAUCAGAUAUUUGCUCUGGAGAAAACGUUCGAGCAGACCAAAUACUUGGCCGGACCUGAGAGAGCGAGACUGGCUUAUUCCCUGGGAAUGACUGAAUCGCAGGUUAAGGUGUGGUUUCAGAACCGACGCACCAAGUGGAGGAAGAAGAGCGCCUCGGAGCCGAGCUCCACGCAGGCCAGCCACACGGGGCAGGCCGGCGAGGCCUCGGAGAACGAGGUGGAGGACGAGGAGUACAACAAGCCCCUGGACCCCGACUCUGACGACGACAAGAUCCGACUGCUGCUGCGCAAACACCGCAGGGCUUUCUCCGUCCUGCGCCUCGGGCCACAUCACGUCUGACACACUACGUGCAAAUGACGCACACACACACACACACACACACACUUACACGCGCCUCUCUGCAGACCUGCAUGAUUAAAUGGAGGGGGGGAAAGGUUAGUUUUGCAUAUAAAGUUUAAUCAGUGGGCAGUCAAGCAUGUUCAGAACAGGUCAUUUGUCAAAUAGACAAACCGGCUGAAAAAAAGAAGCUAAAGAAAUGAUGUUUACUUUUAUAAGUAAGAAAUGAUCUCCGGCCUGGUUAAUGUUACAUCGAUAUGUUGGGGAAUUGUGUCAUACACUUCAUUUUGUAAAAACAUUUUAAAAAAAUAACUGCAUGAUGCUAUUGGUAAUCCUAAUGAAUAAACAAGAGAGUAACCUGACGUUAUUCGUGUGUUCUCCUUUUGAACAGCUGAAGUUGUUUGUGAUCAUUUUAAUUUCAAAAUUCAACGGAAAAGUGCCGUGCCAUAUGGUAAAAUAACCUAAUGAGACUUUCUUAAUUCAUCAUAAACCCGAUCUACUUGCAGACUUUAAAGAGCAAAUGUGGCAAAUAUCCUUAGCCCUUCAAUUAAAACUUCAGAAAAUACAUUUUAAAUUGAAAAAAAAGGAUAAAUCUGUAAGGAAAGUAAUUUCAGGACAUAUGCAUAUGUAACAUAUUCAUUUGCGUUUAUGUGCUGAUUAAAGGCAGGAAUAGAUUUUUAGUGCAUAUACAUUAUAAACAUUAAAUCAGUGCAGAGAAGAAGUAGGUAAUGGAAACAUUUAUAGGGGAUAAGGACUGCUCACAUGUUAU